This is a messenger RNA of Dermacentor andersoni, 3051 nucleotides long. Its product is annotated as L-sorbose 1-dehydrogenase-like. Lineage: Eukaryota; Metazoa; Arthropoda; Arachnida; Ixodida; Ixodidae. The record is from RefSeq and is a predicted model, not a curated record. Gene Ontology annotation, molecular function: oxidoreductase activity, acting on CH-OH group of donors; flavin adenine dinucleotide binding.
GUAUGACAACAUCGAUAACGCCCACUGGACACCUACAGACGCGCAAAAACGCGGCGCUGUCACAACUCCAGGGUGGUGGUAUAUGCGAGGACGAGUCGGAGCUUUCCCAAUCCGCUGCAUAGUUCGCUUGAACGACAAAAAGCAAUCACUUCGCAGCGCGGCCCUCAUUCUUGUUUCCCUCGGGAAGGACGAGUCGGCGACGCCAUGAGCUGCAGCCUAAACGCGACCAUGUGCGGCCCGCCGUGGUCCGUCGGUGUCUCCAGUCUCGCGCCCCAGAAUGACACGAGUCUUAUGCUGGCCUUGGUGAACCUGUUGGUGCAUGUUCCUUUCACCGACCUGCCCGUGCUGCGUGACUACGAGCUGGGGCCGCUGCGGCAACAGUACGACUACGUCAUCGUGGGCGGUGGCUCUGCGGGCUGCGUCAUCGCCAACCGGCUCUCGGCAGAUCCCAAAGUCACUGUGCUGCUUCUCGAAGCCGGAGGACUGGAGACAGCCUCGCGUCAAAUUCCGGCUGUCGCGCCCUUCAACAUCAGAGGUCACGACGACUGGGACUACUGGAGCGUCCCGCAGAAGAACGCCGCCCUCUCUUUCCGAGACCAGCGGUACUCCCUCUCGCGCGGCAAAGUACUGGGCGGCAGCAGCGUCCUGAACUUCAUGCUGUACAUGCGCGGCCACCCAUGUGACUACGAUCGCUGGGCCGACAAAUACGGAGCCACGGGGUGGGCAUACGAGGACGUGCUGCCGCACUUCAGGGACAUCGAGGACUAUCGCGUGGAGGAACCAGACGAGUACCACAAAGCUGGUGGCGAGGUGCCGGUCGACUAUUCUAACACCACUACGCUUCUGAGUCGGCUACUUCUGGAGGCGUGCAAUCAAGCCGGUUUUCCCCUCGUCGAUUUCAAUGGUCCCACGCAGUCAGGCUGUUCUCGCCUGCAGAUGAAUGUGGCGGACGGCGAGCGCUUCAGCGCCAGCAAGGCCUUCAUCCAGCCCAUCGUCGGUACGCGAAAAAACCUACACGUCGCACUAUUCAGCCAAGUCACGAAGGUGAACUUCGAUGGCAAGCGCGCCGUGGGCGUAACGUUCACAAGGUACGGUCAGCAGCAGAGCGUGUCUGCAGGGCGGGAGGUGAUCCUCUCGGCAGGAACCGUGGGCUCCACUCAGCUUCUGCUGCUCUCCGGCGUGGGGCCCAAGCAGGAGCUGGAGCGGUUGCAGAUUCCGGUGGUCGCCGACCUCCCGGUCGGACGCAACCUGCAGGACCACGUGGGUCUCAUGGUCGGCCUCCCCGUCAGCACGCAUGUCGACGUCGGAAUCCCGCCUUUUAGCCUGGACGACAUAGCGCAGUACGCGAGCAACAGAACAGGAACGAUAGCGAUACCAGCGGGCAGCGAGUUUCUGCAGUUCCUGCACACAGACUAUGCGAUGGAUCCCGAAAUCCCGGACGUCGAAGUGGCAGUACUGUCCACGACGCCAGCCAGCGAGUUAGUCAAGGCAUGGAUGGUGGGCACAGGCCUACAGCCAGAGGCUUUUGACAACUUCAUUGGGCCUACGAACGGCCAGCCUGGCUUCCGAGCAGUAACGAUCCUCAACCGGCCCAAGUCGCGCGGUUCCAUCUCGCUGCGUUCCACGGACCCCAACGAUCACCCCAAUAUUGACGAAGGUUUCUUGGAGCAUCCCGACGAUGUCAAGGCCGCCGCUCAAGGCACAAAGAUGUUUAUCGACCGCAUGCUGAACACGGACGCCAUGAAGCGCAUCGGCGCCAAGCUCUGGAACGUCACGUUUCCUCCGUGCGCCCAGGCAGGAUCUCUAUGGAGUCUGGAGUACAUCGAGUGCGUGUACCGACACUUCGGAACGACGGUGUGGCACCUGUGUUGCACCGCGUCCAUGGGCACCCACCCUGAGGCAGUCGUGGACGAACGUCUGAGGGUCCGUGGCGGUGUGAUCGGUCUGCGUGUGGCCGACGCUUCCGUGAUGCCGGAUGUUGUGAGCGGCCACACAAACGCGCCGAGCAUGAUGAUCGGCAGCAAGGCGGCAGCCAUGAUUAGAGAGGACCACGCUGGACUGCACUGAGUUGGAGUCAUGCGCUGUCAUCGGCUCACGAAGGCGGCUGCAGAGCGAGGUCUCAUCGGCUGUUGGCACGAUUGGAUUUCUGGACACGUGCACUAAUUGCAUUGCAUGUGCAUUGUGUAUGCAUUACAGCGUUGUAGCAAUGCAUAUACACGAGCUGAAAAAAAAAACAAUUUGCAUAGACACUUGCUCAACAAGCUUUCUUUUAAGCAUGUGAAACUCAUUAUUGAAUUGUAAUACUUCACAAUAUCUAGUAGGGUGUGUUCGGAUAAGGACAGGCUAAGGGGGGUGCCGACCAGUUUUAGUUUACAGCGAAAUUUUUAUGAGCUGGGAAAAUGUCACUGUCGAAAGGAAUAGACCUUUGUUUUGUGAAACUUGGCACGGAUUUCUGGAGAAAAGAAAUCGUAAUUCACUAAAGGUGGAAAAGAUCGUUUUAAUGACUUGCAGAUUUUAUAAAUUCGAAGACCUAUCACUCUAAAAUUAACGCAUUGUACACCGCCGAAGUUUGUUCCAUAAAUGUACACCGCUAGUAUUAACCCAUUGGAAGCUAAAUUUGACACUCGCAGUAUGUUCUCGAACAGUUUCAGAACUUUGGUUUUUGAACAACUUCCUGUGACCGACUCCGAAAUUGGGGUAUUUCUUUCGGGGCCACUUUAGCUAAGGCGACGAAGCUCAAAUAUAUUCGACAAAUCUUCAACGGUGUUCUCGCGGACUAAAAUAGUAUGUAGCUAUACUGCGUAUUUAUCUCGUUAUGACUAACAUUCCCAAAAUAGCGAAGUUGCUCCAUUUAGAAAAGUUUAAAAAUAAUCAUCGCCGAUUUUUACGAAAAUUUUAAAGAAUACCCACUCAGGACGGAUAAAUAAAGUACAGCAAAAGCAUCUUGCGCUGUCUUAUUUUAAGUGAGAAAAUUGAGCCUAUCUUAGACCGUUGUAUGAUCAUCCCAACGAUGUUUCGUUGUAACAAUAAAAUAAAAAUCGCUCAUGUUGA